AUGUCUUCCAUGGAUAUGAUAUUUGACGGCGCCCUUGCGUCUUGCUUCGCCGUUAUUUUCUCAAACCCGUUUGAUACGAUGCGGACGCGCAUGCAGCUUCAAGGCGAGCUUUGCCGCGCGGGACAGUACCAGGUGCUCUACCGCAACAUCUUCCAAGGGAUCCUCCGCGUGGCGCGUGAGGAGGGCCCGUUAGCGCUGCAGAAGGGGCUCUGUUCCUCGAUGCUCUGGCAAAUCACACAAAACGGCGUUCGCAUCGGGUUGUACCCGUCGAUUAAGGAGGACAUUGGCUACUUACUGAACAGCGAGAAUUCACUUCUCACCUGUGCUGUGGCGGGUGGGGUGUGUGGGUUCAUCGGGGCCGGCCUCUCCUCGCCGUUUAUGUUGGUGAAGACGCGUCUGCAAUCGCAGCACAACACCAUGAUGAGCGUGGACGGGAAGAUGCUUCAUCGAACCUCAACCGGGCACCAGCAUCACUAUAAAGGGGUGUACGACGCGCUGCGGACUCUCUACAGAGAAAAUGGCGUCAUGGGACUUUGGCAUGGCUCAUCGGUUUCUGUCUUUGCCGGGGCCGUGGCGUCUAUGCUUCAGCUCACUGCAUACGACCGUUUGAAGUCCUACUUUUGCAAGGUUACUAACUGGAAGUCGUCGGACAUGCGAGUCCAUGUCGCGUCAUCGAUCGUUUCAACUUGUUUCUUGAUGCUUUGUAUGAAUCCUGUGUUUCUCAUCUCCACACGCAUCUUCAACAAUACGCUCAAGGGUAAGAACAAUGGGCUUCGCAGUUUAUUUCCCACGCUCGUGCAGACCUUCCGCGUAGAAGGGGUUCGGGGCAUGUAUAAAGGUUCCACGGCGUUCGCUGUGCGCUCGGUGCCGCAUUUUGUCUUUACCUUUGUCGCAUUAGAACAGUUACGUUCGUUUCGUGAGAAAUACACCAAUCGUUCGUAUACUUCCGGCACUAAUGCAAACAAGAACAUCGGGCAUUUCAAAAGCCGCGCGACCGCUCAACGUUCUCCACAGCCGAUUCAAUCCAUGACAGACCUUGAUUAA
Messenger RNA from Phytomonas sp. EM1, 1044 nucleotides. The record is from the annotation of a GenBank genome assembly. NCBI's taxonomy places the organism in Eukaryota, Euglenozoa, Kinetoplastea, Trypanosomatida, Trypanosomatidae.